CUGCGUAGACUUCAUUCCCGGAGUUCUUUCCUUCCUGGGUGUUGGUAAGAGAUUUGAUCUUCAACGACGAAAUAUAUUCUGGGGUUCGAAGAAGAAAUUGGAAAUCAUUGUUCGGAAAGGCGGAGGCGAAGAUGGAGAAAGUGAUGAACAUCAUAAAGCCGAAGCCUGAUCCGAAACAGCAGCUGCGUGAUUGGCAGCGGAGGCUACGCCAAGAGUGCCGCAACAUCGAACGCCAAAUCCGAGAUAUACAGAGAGAGGAGAAAAAUGUACAGAAAGCUAUUAAGGAUGCCGCUAAGCGGAAUGACAUUGGCUCUGCAAAGGCACUUGCUAAGGAAAUUGUUAGUUCUAGAAGAACAGUGAACCGUCUUUAUGAAAAUAAGGCUCAAUUGAAUUCAAUAUCGAUGCACCUCGGGGAGAGUGUUGCAAUUGCUCGUACAGUCGGACACCUGUCUAAGAGUUCUGAGGUUAUGAAGCUCGUGAAUAAUCUCAUGAAGGCUCCGGAAAUGGCUGCCACGAUGCAGGAGUUCAACAAAGAGAUGACUAAGGCUGGAGUUAUCGAAGAGUUUGUGAACGAUGCUGUUGACACUGCCCUAGACACCGAGGAUAUGGAGGAGGAGAUAGAGGAAGAGGUUGAUAAGGUAUUGACCGCAAUAGCAGGAGAGACUGCUGCAGAGUUACCAGACGCCGUCGUGAGGAAGGAGAGGAUAAAACUGCCUGCUCAGAAAGCGGGUCCUUCCCGUGAGGAAGAGGCCAUCGCUGAGGGAGUUGAUGAUGAAGAAGAACUCGAGGAAAUCCGAGCUCGCCUCGCGAAAGUUCGAUCCUAACUUUUUUUCUACGGCUCCUAAAACUAUAUUCUUGAUCGAUUUCCCAAACUCUUCUAACUUGAUGGAGAGAUGAAAAAACAAGAUCAUAUCUUGUAUGUAAUGUAUGUGUAGAAAUUACUUGGAAUGUGAAGUUGCUUCUUCUUCAUGCCUUACACA
Tarenaya hassleriana is the source of this 980-nucleotide messenger RNA. Its product is annotated as vacuolar protein sorting-associated protein 24 homolog 1-like. Gene Ontology annotation, biological process: endosome transport via multivesicular body sorting pathway; late endosome to vacuole transport; protein transport. The record is from RefSeq and is a predicted model, not a curated record. The coding region runs from base 132 to 824 and encodes 230 amino acids. Lineage: Eukaryota; Viridiplantae; Streptophyta; Magnoliopsida; Brassicales; Cleomaceae. The transcript has 6 exons. Gene Ontology annotation, cellular component: ESCRT III complex; multivesicular body.